GGUAUGUACUUUAUGUAAACGAAACCGCAGUGUGAUGUAAUUUUACGCGCGGAGUUCAAUCACAAACUUCCCGCCACGAACAGCCAACAGCUGACUUUGCACGAUCGAUGCUAUGAGAAGCACGGGAAAUGUCAUGUGCAGUCCCAUAUGCUGAAAACCGUGUUGGAUACAGAAGACUUUGCCGACCUGCCCAUCUAUCUUCGAAAGGAAUUCUGAAUUAAUGGAAUUCUUUACCAUUACUGAUCCAUCAGACUGGCCAUCAAGCAUGCCGGAGUUAAAGACCAUAGAUACUCUACUGAGAUGUGGUAUCUGCUACGAGUUCUUUGACAUAGCUAUGAUCCUUCCAAAGUGCUCUCAUAACUAUUGCUCCAUAUGCAUCCGUCGCUACAUGAACUACAAGAGCCAGUGUCCGACUUGCAACACACCUGCAGAAGCAUCACAGCUGUGUGCCAACAGAAGCCUAGAUCAACUUGUCGCAAAUUUCAAAGUUGCCAGACCUCUGAUUCUAAAACUCUGCAAAGAGGAGGCUAAGAAGACUGGCAAGAACAUCUUACUUAGUCCUCAAAGUGAAUCAGCUGGAGGAAAGAAAAAACCCACUCCGGGGACCUUACUGAGUCCUCCCAGAGAGCAGAAUGGUGGAAAGAAAACUAAGAAGAGCAGUCCUUUCUUCAAGGAAUCCAGUAAUGAUAGUGAUAGCGACUUCACUGCAGUAGAAUCCAAGGAAAUGUCUAGUGUUGAAACGCCAAGAAGGAGUAAACAGAGACGAUCAAACUACCAGAACACCAGAGACAAAAUAUCCUGCCAUGCAUCUGACCUUGGAUCUUCAUCAGCUGGAUCUCCAACAAAAACCGCUUCCUCAAGUGAAGCAGAUCUGUUAAUGGAGCCGGGUGGAUCAACAGAAACCUCUUCCUCCACUCUCAAUAAAUCCAAUGAAGAGAAUAUUGAUCCCACAUACCAGGUACCAAAUGAAGGGGAUCUCAGCGAUGAAGAUGUAUUUGCUGUAGUGACACCUUCCAAGCCCUCCACUAGCCGAGGACUGACAAGUGUAGGAUCAGCAGCAGAGAAGAAUGAAACACCAAUCACCCGAAGUGAAAAAGUUGAAUGUCCUGUAUGUGGAGUGCCUAUUUCCUCCAAGCACAUCAACGUUCACCUUGACUCGUGUCUUACUAAGAGUGAAGAAAAAGAAGCCAAAAGAAGAAUGCCAAAAAGGAAACCUUUGCCUAAAAUUGUCUCCAGCUUGCUGUCAGAUAAAGAGAUGAGGAAGAAACUAAGAGAAUAUGGACUAAGCUCUCAGGGGAACAGACAGAUUCUCAACAAGCGAUUGCUUGAGUACACCCUGAUGUAUAAUGCACAUUGUGAUGCUGCAAAUCCUUUGUCAGUAGAAACCAUUGUCAAAGAAUUCAACAAGAUUGAUAAACUCAAGGGACAGCCUAAUCCCAAUCAUGCUGAACAGAGACUAAAAGUAAAGAGAUCUCUUCCUGAAGAUGAGAUAGCAAAAGCACAAAAACAAUAUUUGAAAUCUCAUGGUGCGCAGUUUAAUGAUCUCAUAAAGAACAUCAGAGACCGUACUCAGAAGUCAGGAAAAGUGGAAGCUGAAGAAGGGCCCAAACUUCCAUCUGUAACCAAGAUACCUCCAGCGACAAAGGCUGACGCCAUGCCAGGGACAUCUUCAACCGACAGUGGAGAUGAAGUUGUUGAAAAGAACAGUGAUGGUGCUGCCAGAAGUCCUCCAAACCCAGAGGAACUCUUAAGUACUGGUAGAAUAGAUGUAAAAUCAACAGGACCAAGUGAUCAACUCAGCAGCUUAAACAACUCUGAUGUUCCACCUAUGGACUCACAUGCAUCAACAGAAAACAUUGAUGUCACUGAGCGACAAGAUGGGGCCAAACUAAGCCGUCUAAAAUCAAAGAAGAGCAAAUAUUUCACAGAGUCCACCAAAGACAUCGAUGGCACAGACAGUCGGAUAUCAUCUCCAGAGGUGGAACGUCUAGUUGAGGGGAGAGAGGAGAGUGCAAUAAAGAGGUGCACUGUGGACGGGACAAAAAUGGCAGGGAACUCUGAAGAACAGAUGGAUGUGACAGAGGAUGAGAUCAGCCCUGUCUUUGGUCACUGUUCCAUUGGUAGCAGCAGUGGCAAAGCUCAGUCUAGUUCAUCUGUAAAGACAUCAGAUAAAGAUAGUAUUGAGAUGUUAGAAAAGCAGCAGGAAGAUGUUCUACCAAGUUCAGUACCACCUCCUCCCAACACCUUACUCCUGAAUGAUAUUGAUACUAUCUCAGAAGGAAGCAGCUUAGUCACUUUAGAGUCUUUCAGUGAAUAUGGUAGUCAUGGUGAUGUGCCUUCGCCUGGGGACUUUAACUGUAUACCCGAGAGCCCUGAUCUAGUUCAAGAAAAGAAAAACAAGCGAACAAUUCGGAGGAAGCGUAAACCAGAAGUCAAUCCUGAUGAUGUUUUAGAGACAGGGAAGGAAACAAGACUAACGAGGUCACGAAAGAGGGGGAAAACAUCGGCUUACUGAUAAUCUAGUAUCUAUGAUUAUGUUCGAUGAAUGAUUUACUGAUUUGUAUUUGAUAAAAGCAAAACACACAUCGAAUAGUAAAUAUUUGUAAGUAGAUAAGUAGAACAACAAUGGUCACCUGACAAUGACAUUUGUUCCUUUAAAAAUGGCUCCUACUGAAAAUCCACGCAUUAUUAAGCCAAACAUAAACUUCAAAUGUGACAUUAUCCUGAAUCCUCAAAUGAUUCUUAACCAAAACCACCGUCACAACCCUAUCCUUCACACUACAUCUUCAAAUAAAUUAGCGGAGGAGAAAAUGCCCUUGUUACCGAAAGAAGAACAGUGAACCGCAAACACCUUCAUCAUUAAAAUACCACCAUUCGACUAUGUUCCAAUGGAAUAGAUAUGGACAGUGUUAUGGAUAAGGAAUUUCUGGAAAGUCAGGGAAUCUCACAUCUUUUCCAAAAGUAAAGUAUUCCUGCAAGCUAUAGAAUAUUAUUCAUUCAGUAUAGUUUUUCUUACAGUGAACAAAUUUAUGUUUUGGUUACAUGCAAGUGAAUUGCACUAAGCUUAAUUUCAUAAUGUAAAUCAUUGUCUAAUGUGAUUGCCAAGUCAGGAAAAUUUAGUAUUCUGUUGUGGAAAAUCAGGAAAUUUCAAAACAGUAAGUCACUAAACCUUGUAAUGAGAUAUGAUGCCAUGAAAAAAAAAAUACAUGUGUGGAUUGGAUCGGUUUGAGCAUGACAUUUCUUUAAUCUCUCAUCCUCUGCUACCAUUUUGUUAUCUUGAUAGUCUUAAUAGAUAAAUAUCAUGUCGGGCUGUUAUAACUUGACUUCAUAUCUCAAAAUCCAACAAUUUUGCAGAGAGCUCUGAAAAUGCUGUAUUAUAGAGUUAAGACAUAAAUGGCAACCUUUCUUUUGCCUAGAAAGUGUUCUCUACAAAAAUCAGGAGACUAUUUUCAGACAAUGCGGGAUGCCACCAUUGCCGUAAUUUACAGCUUUUUCUGAGAUAUCCUCAAAUUUCGAACUUUGAGAUACAAGGUUUUAACAACCCACAGAAAAUACAUCAUUCUGAAGGAAGGCAUUGUACCAUUUUAGGAUUUAAGGUUAAAAAUUUUGUCUGGAGGAAAUUUCUGUCAGUAUUAUUUGCUGUAAUGAUGAUUAAUCUUUAUCAUGCAUGGUGUGAAAUUGGACUUGUUAUAAAAUUCAUUUGUAUAUCUAUAAAUUUCUUCAAAUCUACACUAAAUGUAUAACAUAUCAUGUGUCUUUUCUAAUAUCAUUAUGUAUGACAAUCCUUGGUAAAAUAUUUUAUUCUGCCUCCAUCCAAAGAGUGCCCAAGGCAUUAUGUGUGUUGAGUUUGCAAUUUUUUUAUAUUUGACUGUACCUCAUGGCAUCAUGCCUCAUUUUCAUUUGUUUCGGCACAUUAUCAUUUGAAGAGGUAUUGUAUUUACAUCAUUUUGUGAUUGAUUCUUUGCUGAACCAAGUCCUUCAUAUUUUUGAAGUAAAGUUCAUUAUAUAGAGGGAUUUCCAUGGACAAGAGCUCAAUAAUAUGUCAUAUAUCUCUUACAACACAGAAGUGGUUUGCAGCUAACAGAAUACAGGGUAAUAACCUUCAAAAUUUGAAGGUUCUACCUUUAAGUUCUUUAAAGUCCACCCUGAAAUAUAGUUGGAGAUUGAGUCCACAUAUAUGCAGGCUUGGAUGUACAUAAUUGUGUGUUACAUCAUACUCGCCUUAAUUUGGUUUUAAUUCUGAAAUAUUUCAAACAGGGGCCAAAACUUCAUGGGGGUGUGGAUCACAAUGAAUAUCAUAUUAAAUUUUAAACAAUUGUGUACUUUCAUGCGUUUUUCAUGUGUAUGAAAAAGGUCGACUGAAAAGUGAAAAAAAUUGUCAUAUUGCAUUGAGGUCAUGGGUAAUAGUCGGGGGUAUUACAUUUUUAGAAUGUAUAUUACCAAUAUUUCAUGAAUUUCCUGAAAAUAUAAUUACUUAAUAUUUUGUGGUCUAAUUCAGUGAAUCACUCACUUAUAUUUUCCUGCACUGAUUGAAACUUUAAGCUUGUAUUUAUCAAUCUCUGUUAUCUAUUCUUUGACAUAUUGCAAUGUAACAGCAACUGUAUAUUACCAAUUUACUACACAUCUGAAGAGUCAAAUUUAUAAGUUAUAAUUUGGAGAAAAAAAACCAAACAGUUUUGUACAAAUUGAACGAGUGUUGUCAUCAAAAUCAAUAUAUGUACAUCUACAUAUACUAUUGUAAAUGUGUAUAUGAACAAAUGAAAGGUGCUAUAAUCAUGAACCAAUUAUCAACAAGUGUCUUGUUAUUGAUACACAGGUGCACAUUUUGAAAUUCACCUGCAUGUGAUUGACUGUAAAGUUCAGUGUUCAUUUGUACUGCUGUAAAUAAUUUGCAACAAUACAACUUAAUUUCUUUUAUUUUGACUAGUCUGCAUGAAAUAUAAUGUAUACCAUAAAAAUAAUGUUUCUUUCAAAAUUGUUUAGAAAUUUGCCCUUUUUCUCCCUCCAAUCAUCUGCAUCCAUCUUCUACCCUCUCUUUCCUAUUCUUUAACCAUCCUUCCAAAAUAACCAAGGGAAGGACUCACUUUCACUCUCUUCCUAUAAAAAUCUCAAAUCCAGUCAAGUAGACCAGAACUGUUUUGUCUUUAGCUCAUUUAUCUUCUGAUUGUUAAAUUAAAAACUCCACUUACUCACCCAAGCCAGACUGAUAACCUUUUCUUUCCUUUUCUGUCUCUUAACUUUCAUCAUUCCAUCAUGAUACUUCCAUCAGUCCAUUUGGGUAUUACAAGACAAUUGUAUUUCAAAUACAAUACUUUGAAUGCUGUAAGUACACUUGUCAGAACUAGAUCACAGCGUACAUACAUAUUUCUUUUGAUGAUAGUUUAAUCUCGCCUUAUCUGUUAUUUAUAUUUACAUUUAUACAAUGUUUUCACUGUACAAUCUUUCACUCUUUACAUUUAGCACAGAUGGAUGUAGAUAUUUUGCGAUAACCAACAAAAAGUAGAGUUGUCAGGUCUUAUGAAUGAAAAUGUAGAAUAGAUAACACUUGGUGGACACUUCUUAGUUAUUUCAUACCAAGUAUUAUAAAAAAAAAUCAGUAACACAUCAAUUUAAUAUAAACUGUACAAUGAUGACAUUGUUAUUAGUCUUCAGAAAUUGUUUUGAUACCAAAAGUACAUUUACAUUGUAAUUGUUAUUUUAAGUCAGGAAUAGCUUGUUCAUUUAAGAAAAUGUUAUAUUCAUAAAUAAAUACAUCACUUUAUAA
Messenger RNA from Lytechinus pictus (painted urchin), 5764 nucleotides. RefSeq names its product E3 ubiquitin-protein ligase RAD18-like. Gene Ontology annotation, biological process: DNA damage tolerance; protein monoubiquitination. Bases 221 to 2515 code for a protein of 764 amino acids. Gene Ontology annotation, cellular component: nucleus; Rad6-Rad18 complex. The transcript is spliced from 13 exons. The record is from RefSeq and is a predicted model, not a curated record. Gene Ontology annotation, molecular function: single-stranded DNA binding; ubiquitin protein ligase activity. Lineage: Eukaryota; Metazoa; Echinodermata; Echinoidea; Temnopleuroida; Toxopneustidae.